CCCUGUAGCACCCUACCUGCUCUCACUUUACCUUCUCAUUUUCUAGUUAGCUAAUCUCCUCUAACAAAACCUCUUCUUCCUUUCUUUAAUUUUUUUCAUACCAAACCACAUUUUCCUCUUCUACAAACUCAAUUUUUUCUCUUAAAAAAAAAAAAAUCUUUCUUUGAAUUAGUAAUUGGUUUAAAUCUCCCCUUUUCCCAAUUAAGCUUGGGAAUCUUAGCAACCACAUGUGUGGAGACAAAUCUAUGUUUUCAAAUCUGGAUAAGUCUUUUCAAGACAAGGUGAAAUUUGGUGAUAAUUCCACUAUUGCAGUCAAGAGAAGGGGAAAGGUAACCAUUCGUGCCAAAGACAAUUCAAUUAAGACUAUUGCUAAUGUUCUAUUGAAGGACACAGCUUGGUUAUGGCAUUGCCAAUAUGGAUAUCUUUAUUUUGGUGGGUUGAAAGCUUUGCAGCAAAAGAAGAUGAUAAAUGGUCUUCCUCAUUUUGAUUCUCCUUCAGAAAUUUGUGAAAUCUACGUGGUCAGUAAGCAGCAUCGUGACAGCUUUCCUAAAGACAGAUCUUGGAGAGCAAAACAGACCAAGUCAGAAGCCUUAACAGCGUUUAAAAAAUUCAAAGUCUUAGCUGAGAAUGAGGUUGGCAGAUCUAUAAAGGUUCUGCAUACAGAUUGUGGUGGUGAGUUUAACUCAAAGGAAUUUGCAAAUUUUUGUGAGACUAGUGGUAUUAAAAGGCAACUCACAACAGCUUAUACACCUCAACAGAAUACUCCAGAAGCUAUUAAUUGGAGUGUUCACAUCUUGAGCAGAAGUCCCACAUCUCUACUUCCAGAUAUGACGCUAGAAGAGGCUUGGAAUGGACGCAGACCUACUGUUGAGUAUUUCAAAAUUUUUGGGUGCAUAGCAUAUGCACAUGUGCCAUAUCAGAAAAGGAGAAAACUUGAUGACAAAGGGAAAAAGAGUAUUUUCCUUGGUGUGAGUGAUCAGUCCAAAGCUUACAGAUUAUACAAUCCUAUAACCAAGAAGGUCAUUAUUAGCCGUAAUGUAGUGUUUGAUGAAGUAAGCACUUGGUCUUGGACAGAAAAAUCUAGGCGACAAAUUCCUGCAGAUUUCGAGAAUGGUGAAGAUCUGACUGUGCAGAACUCAAAAGAACCUAAUAUUGGAGGAAGUCUGCCAACAACACCAAAACUGGAAUCUGGAACUAAUUCCAGACCUCAAUGCAAAAAAAGAAGACCAACAUGGUUGGAGGAUUAUGAGGUAACAGAUCUACCUCAAGAUGAUGUUUCAGUUACUCAUUUUGCUCUAUUUGCAGAUUGUGAUCCAUUAACAUAUGAAGAGACCUGGGAGUUGACAAAUCUCCCAAAAGGGCAUAAGAUAAUUGGGGUUAAGUGGAUCUACAAGACAAAGCUCAAAGAGAAUGGGGAGGUUGACAAAUUCAAAACUCGCUUGGUAGCAAAAGGUUACAAGCAAGAGUUUGGCAUUGAUUAUCAAGAAGUUUUUGCUCCAGUGGCAAGGAUGGACACCAUCAGAUUGGUAUUUAUUGAUCAACCUCCUGGUUAUGUGAAAUAUGGUUCUGAGCAUAAAGUUUAUAGAUUGAAGAAACCAUUAUAUGGACUAAAACAAGCACCUAGAGCUUGGUAUAGUCAUAUUGAUGCUUAUUUCUUAAAGGAAGGUUUUCAAAAGUGCCCUUAUGAGCAUACACUUUACAUCAAAUUUGGAGAUGGAGUUUCAUGGUCUUCAAAGAAGCAGCCCAUUGUGACUUUGUCCACAACAGAAGUAGAGUAUGUGGUAACGACUUCUUAUGCUUGUCAAGCUAUUUGGUUGAGAAGAGUUUUGGAAGAACUUGAGCUAAAUCAACAUGAGGCCACUUCAAUUUAUUGUGAUAACAGUUCAGCUAUCAAGCUUUCAAAAAAUCCAGUUCUACAUGGGAGAAGCAAGCAUAUACAUGUGAGUGCCUUGAACCAUGCAAGGGCAGCGGCAACACCAAACAACCUUGUGGUGGUUAUGAGACCAGAAAAUGCGCAUGGUGACUACAUGUCAGCCCAAUUGUCCAAAAAUUAUUGUGCUAAGCAUCUCCUCUCAAGCAGCCAAUUUGUUAUUCUCCAAGUGAAAGAGAAAAUGUGGCGAGUUAUAAUUGAUGUUCAUGGGUAUUAUUGGAGCAUUUCUCAAGGUUGGAAAGAUUUUGCAGUCAGUAAUUGCCUAGAGGAGUUUGAUGUUUGUGUGUUCAACGCGGCAGGUCGACAUGAGGAUGGCACUUUGAUCUUUGAUGUUACAAUCUUUCGUGUUGUUCAGGAGGCGAUUCCACUAUCAUGUGUUUCACAUGAGUGUGGCUACAUGGGAAGCAAGUGCUGCAAGAGAGAGGCUCUCUUAGUGCUUCAUGCCUUAACACGUAGCAUAUAUCAUCAUUUGUUUUGAAUUUAAAUUUUGUUUGAAAUCGUUGUGAAGUAUUAUUGUUAUAAUUCUUUUAGUAUUCUAUUAUAAGAAAAAAUACUAUCAAAAAAUAAUCCCAAAUGCAACCUUAAAUAAAGAACUAAACGAAUU
Molecule: messenger RNA, 2534 nt
Organism: Rubroshorea leprosula
Lineage: Eukaryota; Viridiplantae; Streptophyta; Magnoliopsida; Malvales; Dipterocarpaceae
Source: the annotation of a GenBank genome assembly